Molecule: messenger RNA, 726 nt
Organism: Symbiodinium sp. CCMP2592
Lineage: Eukaryota; Dinophyceae; Suessiales; Symbiodiniaceae
Source: the annotation of a GenBank genome assembly
AUGGGGCUCAACAUUGCCCCCCGUUGUUGCAGACGAAUUGGCGAGGCCAGUCAUCCUGGCCCACGCUUGCAACGAGACCACUGUCCUUGGACGGGAGUGCGUGUUGGUGAAGCCCAGCACCCAGGGCCCAUGGAUGCAGCGACCAGGAAUGAGAUCCAGGCGAUGAUUCAGCAAGGCCUUGCCACCGCGUUGGCUGCGAUGGACUGGACAGCCAUCAUUGCGCAGGUCCUCCCCUCAGCAUCGCCGCCGACAAGGACAGUCCGAUUGCGGCCUGCUGAAGAAGACCAGCCCAAAGGCAAAGGCCGUAAGCGAAAGAAGAAAACCGACGCCGAAGCGGAGGCCAUGGACAUCGACUAUGCGAAGGCCGCCGGGAAAGCCGGCCUCGGUGGCAAGCCCAGUGCUCGGGUAAGGAAUGAACUGCCGGUGGCCGGAAAUGAUGCUACCCCCACUCGCCCGGCAAACAGGGCAAGGGAAAAGGAGCCCACCGUGACGAGCCGGACUCAGGGUGGACCACUGUUGCACGGAAAGCCCCGCAAGGAGAAUUCCAAUUUAGAGCCCAAGCCAGCCCCAGCCCCAGGACGGUCAAAACGUCUCGCUCCAAAGCUUCGCUCAAAACGUUUCGCAGCCCCCCAAGAAAACCGAAAACAUGGUUCGCAAAACAAUCAAUACAUUCCGGUCAUAACGUAUCGUACAAUAUGUUUCGGUCUGCAACACGCACAUUCUUGA